Molecule: messenger RNA, 2687 nt
Organism: Spea bombifrons (plains spadefoot toad)
Lineage: Eukaryota; Metazoa; Chordata; Amphibia; Anura; Pelobatidae
Gene: BICDL1
Product: BICD family like cargo adaptor 1
Exons: 11
Coding region: 625-2418 (597 amino acids)
Biological process (GO): vesicle transport along microtubule; Golgi to secretory granule transport
Source: RefSeq, a predicted model, not a curated record
UUCCCCGGGUCUUGCAGAGAUGGGUGCGGGGGAACGCAGCGCAACCCGGGGCCUGCGGGGCCGGACACACGCACGCUGAACUCACACACCAACGGGCGAAAAAAGUGGCAGCAUCGGGGCAGUAGCCCGGGAGAGGGGGGAGGGGGCUGGGGAAGCUUAGGGUCCGCUCGCAUUUCACGUCUAGGUUUGUCCCUGUUUGGCAUGAUUUGGUGACGGGCUCCAGACUGGGUGUAUCUGGGGGCAACAAGACCCGGCUGAGUCUCUUACACCUGCCGCCUGGAAGGUCUGCUAGCCGCCUGCUGAGGAGUGUGUUAGGCUUAGUUAGACCCGUAGAGAUUAGGGGUAUCGGGCACAUUGACCCCGGGGCUUUCCCUUUUAGGGCCCCGUGUGGCCCCCUAUGUGGGAGUGUUAGUAUCAGUGUGGGUGGGUCCUACUUCCAUGGACGAGUGUUGAUCCAAAUUGAGGGGCAUCCUAUCCCCCUCUAACAUAGGCCUUUCUGAGACCUACCCCCAUUCCGCCGGCUGUGGCUCCGUCUCCCAGCUUGGUGGCCCAGGGGCCCGCAGUGUAAGGUCAGCGCUGUCCGAGGCUCCCAGCUUCAGCACCAUUGGCCUGGGACAGCGCCCCAUGGAGCUUCCCAUUAGCUUCCUAUCAGACAGCAGCCGCCCUGCACCAUCCCCAGAGCGGGCAGAGGGCACGGACCUGGGGGACAUAGACCUGGAUGAAGAGCUGGUGCUUCUGGCCACUCAAGAGGACGGCGAUACCGGGCAGAGUGAGGGCCCCACCGAGGAGCCCGGCCUGCUGUCGGUCAUCAGGCAGAAGGACAAGGACCUGGUGCUGGCGGCCAGGCUGGGGAAAGCCCUGCUGGAGAGAAACCAGGACAUGACCCGGCGCUACGAGGAGAUGCAGAGGGAGCUGACGGAGCGCUUGGAGCACCUUGAACAAGAGAAACAUGAACUAAAACGAAGAUUUGAGAAUCGGGAAGGAGAGUGGGAAGGGCGGGUAUCUGAACUGGAGAGUGAUGUGAAGCAGCUACAGGAAGAGCUGGAGAAGCAGCAGGUCUGCCUGAGAGAAGCAGACCGAGAAAAAUCAACCGCUGUGCAAGAACUUUCCGAACAGAACCAAAAACUCUUGGAGCAGCUCAACACAGCCACAGAAAUGGAGAGGCAGCUCUCGCUACAGGUGAACAUUCUUCAGGAAGAAUUCCGUGAGAAAAAUCAGUCUACAACCCAGCACAUUUCACGGCUGGAAAGUCUCCUGGCUGAGAUUAAAAUGCUUUCAGAUCGGAAACGGGAGCUGGAGGAGAAGCUGAGCACCAUAUUAGAGGAGAACGAGCACCUUCAGGGAUUAGUGGAGGAUCUGCAAGACCGAGAAAUAAUUCUUAGCCGACAGAGUUGUGCGAAGGAGCUACAGCUGGGAGAGAGCCAGCUUGAGUUAGAAGAGCUGAAGCAUUCAUACCGGCAGCUGCAGGUGAAAAUGGAGGAGCUGAGAGACGAGAAGAGCCUCCAACAUCUGAACAGCACAAGCACCUCUCUGCUGUCCGAGAUCGAGCAGAGUAUAGAGGCUGAGGAGCAGGAACAGGAAAGAGAACAGUUGCGGUUGCAGCUCUGGGAAGCACAUUGUCAGGUCCGAUCUCUGUGCUGCCAACUCAGAGGUAACGACAGUGCAGAUUCAGCAGUUUCUACCGACUCCUCCAUGGAUGAAUCUUCGGAAACCUCAUCUGCCAAAGACGUGCCAGCUGGGAGCCUCCGUACAGCCCUGACUGAAUUGAAGAGCCUUAUACUGAGUGUCCUGGACACCUGUGAAUCCGCGAGCUCAAGAAAAUCUGAGGAUGAUGGUUUAGAGGAACAGAUCAAACGGACUAGUGAAGACUCCAGAGCACUGCGGGAACUCUUGCAAGGUGAACAAUUGAGAAUGAAGCAAACCUUCAACGAGUUGCAGCAACUUCACGAACAGGUGAAGCUGCUGAGUGUUGAGAUGACUGCCCUAAAGAAAGAGCGAGAUCAUCUGCUGAUGCAGACCCAAAAUACUGAAACACAUGAGCAGUUACUGAAGGCAAUCAGGGACCGGGAUGAAGCUAUAGCAAAGAAGAACGCAAUGGAAAUGGAGUUGGCAAAAUGUAGAGUUGAUUUGAUGUCACUGAACACUCAGCUGUUAGAUGCCAUCCAGCAAAAACUAAAUUUGUCGCAGCAGCUGGAGGCAUGGCAGGAUGACAUGCACAGAGUCAUUGACCAGCAAUUGAUGGACAAACACCAGAAGGAAUGGAACCAAUCUGUAUAUUCCUUCUCCACUGGCCACCAGGUCAAACACUGCAGCAAAGUUACUACGGAGCGGCCAGGAGAGGAGCCCAUUGGGACAGAAGGAAGGAGACUCUUCUCGUUUCUAAAGAAAGCAAAGUGGACGCGCACCAGUAAAGACUGAUGCCGACUGGAGCAUCAUCAUCAUCAUCACUACACGUAACGCCAUUUGUAGGGGAGGUCAUGGUUUAGCUGUAACUCUAAAGGCCAGGAGAAAACAGGCUUCUGGAUAAGGCAGUUUACAGAAAAGCGUUCAUGCUUCACAACACUGUGGGGGGGAAACCUAGCGGUAUCUUAUCUUGUGUUCAACACACGGGUUAAAUCGUAUCCGAGGGAUAAUCAAAACAUUGUCGUGACACGUUCCGUCCUCGAACAUUUAUUUUGCAUUAGAAG